Messenger RNA from Caenorhabditis remanei, 1242 nucleotides. RefSeq lists its product as uncharacterized. Bases 1 to 1242 code for a protein of 413 amino acids. The record is from RefSeq and is a predicted model, not a curated record. The transcript has 10 exons. Gene Ontology annotation, molecular function: RNA binding; double-stranded DNA binding. Gene Ontology annotation, biological process: poly(A)+ mRNA export from nucleus; transcription elongation by RNA polymerase II; post-transcriptional tethering of RNA polymerase II gene DNA at nuclear periphery. NCBI's taxonomy places the organism in Eukaryota, Metazoa, Nematoda, Chromadorea, Rhabditida, Rhabditidae. Gene Ontology annotation, cellular component: transcription export complex 2.
AUGUCAUUUCUUCGGAGUGUCGGAGAUUAUUUCAAUGAAAUUGAGAAUUUGAACUAUGGCCAAAACUGGAAGAAUGGCGAGAAAAUGUCAAAAUUGCUAUCUCUCGAAGAUGAACACUCAAAGCAUUCUUUCCUACAGGUGAAUGAUUAUGGAGAAAAAAACAGACGCUGUCGAGUAGCGGAAGAUGAAGCUCUUGAUGAGAUUGUCUGCUUGCACCUUCAUGUUCUCUACAAUGUUCAUGAAGCAAAAGAUUUGAUCACAGCUCAAUCGACACAGAUACGUAUCAUUCAAGUGUUCAACAAAGAAAUACUGCAAAAAAGAAGAGAUGAAAACUGGUUUCUGCCCAUUUUCUAUCGUCUGUGUACCGACCUAAGGUGGCUCAGUAAAGAAGCACAAUCAUGUGCUUCUGGAGAUGACGAAGGAGAAUCAAAUGCUGAUUCCUACUUCGAGAGUGCAGCCAAAGCAAUCACCGAGUGCUAUAGAACAUGUGUCUCGGAUGUACACGCCGAAGAAGGAAGAACGAAAAAAGUAGCUAUGUUGAAUAUGACAAAUCAACUUUUCCAAAUCUAUUUCCAGAUAAACAAGUUGAAUCUGUUAAAACCGUUGAUUCGUGCUAUAGAUAACUGUGGACCACUCUAUAGCAAAUUUUUGAUGGCUGACAAGGUCGCCUACAAUUACUUCUUGGGAAGAAAAGCAUUGUUUGAUGGAGAGCUGAGUCUGGCUGAAAAAUCUUUGAUGUAUGCAUUCCGCAACUGUCCAGCUGAAUGUAUGUCAAACAAGAAGAAAAUUUUAAUAUACUUGAUUCCUGUGAAAAUGUUCCUCGGACAUAUGCCAACUGCUUCGCUUCUUCAUGAAUAUCGGCUCGAUGAAUUUCAAGAGGUUGUAGCAGCUGUCAAAGAUGGAGAUGUUGGUCGAGUCGACGCUGCACUUACCAAAAAUGAACCAUUUUUCAUCAAAUGUGGAAUUUUCCUGGUCCUCGAAAAGUUACGGACAAUUACUUCUCGAACUUUGUUCAAAAAAGUAAGCCAAAUAAUCGGAACAACUCAAAUUCCACUCGAAGCAUUCCUAACCGGUCUACGCUUGGUUGGAGUCACUGAUGUUAAUAUGGAUGAAUUGGAAUGCAUAAUUGCAAAUCUUAUUGCAGAGAAAAAAAUCAAGGGAUAUUUGGCUCAUCAACAACAAAAACUGGUAAUCUCGAAGACGAAUGCAUUCCCAACUCUCUCUUCCGUCACCUCAAGCUGA